Entelurus aequoreus (snake pipefish) is the source of this 2238-nucleotide messenger RNA. RefSeq names its product oocyte zinc finger protein XlCOF6.1-like. Gene Ontology annotation, biological process: regulation of transcription by RNA polymerase II. Gene Ontology annotation, cellular component: nucleus. Gene Ontology annotation, molecular function: RNA polymerase II cis-regulatory region sequence-specific DNA binding; DNA-binding transcription factor activity, RNA polymerase II-specific. Lineage: Eukaryota; Metazoa; Chordata; Actinopteri; Syngnathiformes; Syngnathidae. The record is from RefSeq and is a predicted model, not a curated record. The coding region runs from base 166 to 1368 and encodes 400 amino acids. The transcript is spliced from 2 exons.
ACCAAGAUGGCGGAUUAACGUUCUGUGGCUCCCUGAAGAUUGUUUCAAUUUUACGAUCAAACAGUUUCAUAGACUCACAAAGACUCGCCUUUUCCUAGAACAGAUUAAACGGACCUUUGAGUUCGGAGCGAUGGAGUGAAGUGAAGAUUGAAGACGUGAUAGAAGAUGGACGACUACUGCUAUGCUAAGAUGGCGACGUCCGCUAAAAGAGAACAUGAAAGAGAAUCAGCGCCACCAACUUCCAGCAAAUCACCAACGGAGAUAAAGACGAAAGAUGAAGACGUCCAGCAGAUGAUUGGUCAUUCAGAUGAACAUGGGGGCUCCACUUUGAAGCAAGAGUCUCCAUGGACCCCCCACAUUAAAGAGGAGGAGGAAUUAUGGAUAACGGAGGAAGCUGAUCUCACCAAGUUGCCACUGACUGUUGUCUCUGUGAAGACUGAAGAUGAUGAAGAGAAACCACAAUUCAACAACCUCAUAGCUCCACUGUCAGAUAGUGAGGCUGAAGACGAGGUUGAAGAACAUUUGAGCAGCGACACAGACUGUGAAGGUGAUAUGAGGACUGACAAAAACUUGGGAUGCUCUAAAAAGAAGUGUGGUACAAAAUGUUUCACCUGCUCAGUUUGUGGUAAAAGCUUUACUCAAAAGAACACUUUGACUGUACACAUGAGAAGUCACACAGGAGAAUACCCAUUUGGUUGUUCAGUUUGUGGUAAAGGAUUGAGUCGUAAAAUUGAUUUGACUCGACACAUGAGGGGACACACUGGAGAGAAACCAUUUAAAUGUUCAGUUUGUGGUAAAAGUAUUUCUCAAAAGGCCGACUUGACAGUACACAUGAGAACACACACAGGAGAGAAACCAUUUAAAUGUUCAAUUUGUGGUCAAACGUUUUCCCAAAGUGCCCAUUUAACUGUGCACACGAGAACACACACAGGAGAAAAACCGUUUAUGUGUUCAGUUUGUGGUGAAAGAUGUUCUCUUAGGAGCAGUUUGACAGCACACAUGAGAACACACACAGGAGAAAAACCAUUCGAUUGUUAUGUUUGUGGUAAAAACUUUGCCCGUAAACAACAUUUGACUGCACACAUGUACACACACACGGGGGAAAAAACAUGUAAUUGCUCAGUUUGUGGGAAAACUUUUUCUCGCAAGGAAAGAUUGACCGGACACAUGCGAACGCACACUGGAGAAAAACCAUUUAAAUGUUUAAUUUGUGGGAAAAGCUUUUCUCUCAAGGCUCAUCUCACAGGGCACUUGAGAAGACACACCGGAGAAAAACCCUUUAUUUGUUCAGUUUGUGGCAAAAGCUUUUUUUCCAGGCGAGGUAUGAGCCAACACACAUUGAAACACACAAUUGACAAAAACAUGUAAGUGUUUCCCACAUUGUAUAAGAAAGAUGCGAGACAAUAACAAAUAUGUUAAAACACAAGAACACGCGCGAGAGAAAACAUUUAAUUAUUUGACUCAUAUUAUGUUCAAGAUAUGGUGAAUGUUUAUAUUCAACUUGGAUAAAGCGAACCACCAGGUUUAAGUAAAUAAUGGUUGAGUCCAUAAUAAAUUUAGUAGCCUUAGUUGGAUAUUCGCAUAUAGACCGGGGUAACUCUCUCAAGAGAAGAGGCAAUAAAUUCAGACUUCGUAAUGUAAAAGUGAUAGCUCCAUCCUGGAGGAGAGACUCCAUGUCUAUCUUCACGUCAACUUCUAAGUUACAACAUAUAGAGGUUGUUUUCUGGUCACUUACACAUGAACAUAUCCUUACAUGGUCAGGUUGUACUCUUACUGAAUUAACACACGCCCAACAGAGAAAGAAGGAAUAUAAGAGGGUGGUUCUGCUCCUCCAAUUUAGGAGUCCUUCAUUUUUGACCUCAGCUCCUCCAGGUACUGCAGACCUGUAUAAUGACGCUCGCUUGUAAUAAAGCAACUUUUUGUUUAGCAAAGCAUGUCCGACAUCUCCUUUGAUCCAGCCGCACUGUCGUGUUGCCCUUCAGCCCGGGAGGGGGGUGACAAGACCAGAAAUACACAUCAAUGUUAAAAGCUAUACUAAAAAUAAAAAAAUGUUUAACCCUAUGUGAACGCACAGGAGAAAACCCCUUUAUUGUCAAAGUUUAUAGCAAAAGCUAUCUCUGUAUAUCAGGUGUGUCAAACGUACGGCCCGAGGGCCGGAUCAGGCCCGCAAACAGGUUUUAUCCGGCCAGCCGGAUGAGUUUGCAAAGUAUAAAAAUUAACCUGAAUUUUUUUAAUGAA